AUGUGCAAUAUGGUGACAGCUAAGGUGAAAGAACUGGCUGAAAACGUUGUACUGAUACUAAUGAUUCUGUUUAUAUUUCAGUCAAUUGUCAAUGCCGGUUUGCUGUUCAUUGUGCGACGAUUCAGUGGUUCCACAAACUCGAUUUCAUUUCGCAUAUGGGGAAGAACCAUUCGAGGUUUGCGAGUAAGGACCCCCUCGUGCAAGUUGAGAGUCGGCAAGAUAGGUUUGACUUUUGGCAAGAAAAUUGCGGUAACGUUUAGUGAUAUCGAUAUCGUGGUCCUAAAGGAUAUACAGAAAACACGCGAGGAAAUCCGCAAAAACUCUGAUCAGGUCGGCUCAGAGCCCUUGGAUUCCGUGGAAUUAUUGCUAAGUGGCAAGGUUCUGUGGAUUCUCAACAAGAUCUUCCCUUUGUGCUGCUACUUCCAGGUGAUGUCUCUCCGGCUGCUGGACGGUACUGUCAUCAAGGUAGACCUGAGUUCGGUGGCUGUCGACGGUAUAUCGGAGGAUAAACUUAGGGCAGAAAUGUUCUUGCAUUCAAUAUGCAAUACAAAGAAAGGUGAUACCAUUCAUAAUAUCAGUUAUCAACUGAAAUGUGACAUGCUGCGAAAAGAGGAGAGAGGUACAAAGAGGUGCAGAGUUACGAUGAAAAAUUGGUCUUCCUAUUUGAGAUUGAAUGGUCUGCAUUUUCACGUGAAUGAUCUAAUGAACUGGAACGCCGACCAUGACAAACAUGCAACCAUUAAUGAUGAUAAUAAUUGUAAUAAUGAUAAUACUAAUGACAAUACUAAUAACAGUGAUCCAACUAAAAAUUCUAAUAAUGACGAGACAGAGAAAGGCAAUAUAGAGCUGGAUGAAAACGUGGUGAAUUUCUAUGAGGCAAAACUCCAGAAUAUAUUGAGAAAGUAUAGAGGGCCCAUAGAGAUCCUAAGAGUUGUCGACAUAAAAGUGGAAGAUCUCAUCAUUUCUUAUAAACAUUAUAUGCAUGUGAAAGUUUCGAGCAUACAAUUCUAUAUGGAAACAGUAGACAUCUAUAGCUAUGGUUUCAAUUUAGAGUUUUUGCCCUCGACUGUUCAUAAAGCAAAUAACCACGAGAUAUCAAUGUCAGUGAGUACUUUCACAAUGGAUGUGAAAGAAACGUCAGUGAUAAGAAUUCCAUUUAUCAAUAAUGUCAUAACCACAGAUAUACUGUCUUUUUUGGCUCACGGCAAUCCUAUUACGAAGGCAAAAAUCUCUCACAAUAUGAAUAUAAUAAAUCCAUCCAUUGUCGUAACAAUCAAGCAAGUUUUAGAUGCGCUAACAUAUUUCAAUAAAUACAAACAAAUGAUUCAUCUAAGAUCUGAUAGAUUAUCCAGAGAUCCACAAACCAAAAAUGUAGCAUUGGCAAUUCUGAAAAAAAAUGUUCAAAGCUUGCCCAGCUUCAUUCUUAAACCAGCAAUCUGGAAUUUCAGUUCCACUCUGCAAUUUUCAACUGAUGAACAUAUGGUGUUCAAAUUUUACAGUAUCCAAGCUCUUCUGCAUCGCAAAAAUAUUUUAUUGAAUAGCUCUGGUUUUGAUCGUGCUCGAUCGCGCCCAGAAUUGGCGUUUAUAGAAAGAGAUCCGUUCAGUAAACAGAUCACGAACUAUUUGAAAAUAAGCAAUGUUAGUUUGCUAUUCAUGAAAUUGCCAACAUCAAACACAGAAGCUAUAACAACUGUACCAAUUUGUGGAUUUGAAAGAAGUGAUACUUUCUUGGAUGAAAAGUUUGACGAGAAAAUUAACAUUGAGAGUACCCUCAGACACUUGACUUUGAGUUUAGAUGAUCUGGAUGUGCUCGGAAAAAUGCAUGCCGUCCUUUUCAGGAUUUUGCAAACAUAUAAUAUGGGAAGGAUGUCCGAUCUAGCUGACGAGGAGAGUUGCAUACAUACCAAGAAACGCUCUGAUAACCAUAGUACUCAUUGGUUCUUACAAUUGAGGCUAAAAGACUUUUCUUGCUCACUAUUGUUGGCAAAAUAUCUGCCGGUGUUCUUGGAUCCUUUAGCAACAAAAAACUUCAAUAUGUCUGAUAUUUCAAGGGGUAUGAUUUUUGUCAUGAGAGAGUCAUUUGCUACUGCAAGUCCAGAAGAGAAGACCUUCAGAGCGGUAACAGCUUCGUUAAUUCGUGUGAUGGAAGACCAGUCCUUGAAGCAGGUUUCUGAUGUUGUUGUCGAUUUGAAGGAAUUAUCGGUUGUCGUUAGACCGAGCAAGACAGUGCAAGUAACGUUGCCUAGCGUGCAAUUCAAUGUUGAUGUGAGCACAAUAUGGUUGAUAUUUUUCAUUAAAACAGCGAUUGUAGAAUACAGCUCCUUCCCAGGAAAGCCUCGUCAUAAAUAUCCAGGAAAGGAAAUGUCUAAUGAAUCCAGUUAUUCAGUCGCUCUGGAUAUUGAGAAGACAAUAAUAGAAGUAAUGUUGCCUCAGAACACGCCUUUGCUACUUUCAUUGGAGGACAUUCAUUAUUCCCCUGUCACUAGCGUUCUGCAUAUAUCAAAUAUAUCGAUAUUUGUCAAAUCAGUAUAUGUGAAAGAGAUACCGGUUCAAGUUUCUUUACUUAAUAUAAAUGAUUUUGAAGUAAUCCUUGGAGACAUUGGGGAAGGCCAUUCAGUAAAAGUCUCUACAUCUUCCAUUCGCUUUCACACAGAAUAUCAUUUCAGGUUCUAUAUGGUUGUCGACAACAUGAUCAAUAUGUUCAAAUCGGUCAAGCAAAUUGAGCUCGCUUUUUCUGAUCUGCAUAAAUUUCAUAGGUUGCGUCCAUCUCAACAGCAUCCAGUUGAGUUGACGUCUAUUGAUAUUUUUACAGAGCGAUUUGUUGUUAGUGUUGAAGAAGAUCCUUUCGAACAGGAGUUGGGACUAAUUUUAAAAAUAGGUGUUCUUGAACAACGAGAUAGAUUGGAAAAGCUGCAGGAAUUCAAUGAGCAGAGAAAACGAACUCGAACUCACAAUGAGAGAGCUGAAAGUGGGAGCUUAUUUCCUACGAUAGAAAGUUCAAUGUCCUCUGACAUCGAUCUAUCGGAUGAUAUCUCAGAGAAAGAGGCCUUUCAGGCAAUUCUAGAAAACUUUUCGACUUCGUGGAUCGCAAGAUAUAGAAUGGCAAAACUUAAGUUUCAUGGAAGAACAUCGCGCAUAGUAAAGCGAGCAGAAAUGGGGGCUGAGAGGUACUUUUACUCUCCCUUGGAUUCUAAUACGGUGGGAAAUCUUCUUAUUGAAAAAUUGCAUUUAAAUCUGGGAGCACCAAGUUUUCCGAUUGCAAACUUUGCAGAUUUUGUUCACAAGUACGGGAAAGGUGUUCCUAAAGAUCGACUAUACACUCUUUUACUAAUUAUGGGAGUAGAUAUUCGUACAGGGUUAUGGGAACUUAGACUAAGAGAUUACCCAUUGCCCAUUGUCUCAUUUCCGGAUUCCCAUACCACAGGAGAUAUGGUGUUUGGAGAGAGAAUGCCCGAAGAGAAAUCUCUGAGAACUGUAUAUAUCCCCUUCAUUCCUGCUGCUUCAAGAGCUGAAUAUUCCAAAAGCAAUUCCAUCUACGGAUCGCAUAUAAUUCGUACAAUGAACUCUAUUAAGAUAUUUUUCAACAUCAAAUCGAAAGUGCAGUCGCCUUUACCGGCCUCGAUUACGUGGGGAAAAUCGCUCCAACCGGGAUAUACCUCCUUGAUGUUAUGGUUCGAUUAUUUAACUAGGCCACAGGAAGACCCCUCGCCAAAAAUGGGCUUUUGGGAUAAGUUUAGAUUUCUCGUACAUGGAAAAUGGACAUACGAUUUUUCAGAGGUCAGCAAAUUUCAUCUGAACAUCAAAGGCUCUCAACAUCCAUAUAAGAUUGCCGAUGACGGAGCAGGGCUCUCUUUUUGUUGGUCAGGUGGGACAACGAUUCACAUUCAUAAGUCGGAAGAUCCUAAAGAGCUUCUUAAUAUCGAAUCGAAACAAUUUCAGCUGGCGGUUAGAGAUUUCACUGCUACAAACAAGUUUGAUAAAGUUCUUAUGAAGCUGGCAGGACAUGUAAUAUGGAAAUUGGGGCUUUUAUUUGAACAAGGUGAUAUUCACAAAGCUGGUGAGGAGGCCAGGUUGCCCCCCUGCAAGCCUCAUUAUGAAGUUGAACUUGUUCAUCCAAGCCAUGUCACAGACUUUGAAAGCUAUGACUCUUUCAGUGGUUUCAGGAGUGAUUUCAUUCACAUGUCAAUCGGUGUUUACUCGUCUGCAAAGGGGUCUUCAAAUAAUCUUUAUCUCGCACCUCAUUCAGUUUAUCAUUUCUUGAAUUGGUGGAAUUUGUUUCACACAUAUACAUCCGGGCCAAUAAGGCAAGGUCCACUAUUCACCGAUUUGGUGCAGAACCCCAUGAAGUUUGGAAAAUCUCUAUUCACUCUAAAAUACCAAUUACAUCUAGAACCAUUGGUACUAACUCACGUCUACCGUCAUUAUACGGACUUUGAUGAUACCAAUCACGUUUCUUUUACUGGCUUAAAAGGAAAGGUUCAAGCAUUAAGAAUUGACCUUCAUCAAAAAAGAGUAAAAUUGACGCAUACUAAUGAGAAAUUGAAAAGAUCCAAGCCUGUAUGGAAAUUCAAGAUGUCCACAGGAGAAUUGGAUUGCACUGAGGCAGAUAUCAGAAUUCUAUCUGCAAUUUUUGACAGGUCAGAAGGAGAUGAGAUUUUGGCUUCACGAUUCGGAUUUCGUACGGAUCAGAAGUCCUUCAAACCACCUUUGUUCGUGGUGAAUGAAAAAGAACUAAAGGAAAGUGAGUGGUAUGAUUACGAGGACUACAUAGAUUUGGAUCAAGUGUCACUGGAAUCAUCGAUACUUUUCAAACUUGAAGCUAUUCCUCUAAUGUAUUCUCCUCGCAUAUCUUAUUUCAGAAAAAUUAAUGAUGAUGGCUACGUUGUCCCAUUUCCCUUUGGAAGAGAGGAGUCUCAUGAUUGUAUGAUUGGUAAGAAUCAUCCAGAGCGUACCCAAGAGCAUCUGGUGCGUCAAAGAGUUGCAGAAAUCGAAAAGGAUAUAAAAAAGGUUGCAAAGCACUUAGAAUCAGUUCAGCAAUCGCAAGAGGGACCUGGAAACAUAAAAAAAGUUGAGGCAAAGGUGGCAGCGCUCACUGCCAGUCUUCAUGAAUUGAAGCAUAGACUGCACAUUGUGCAUAUAAUACUUGAUGAUUUAAAACUUUCUGAAGUUGCACCUAGCAUAUACUCUUCUGGAGAUUCCGAAAGCUCAGUGUCCAGCAGCUUUGACUCAAAUGAUGACAGUGAUGAAAGUCAUAUUAGUGAUUCUCCUUUACUUAGGUCCACCACAAUUGAGUCUUUCAGGUCAAUGAGGCAAGCAUCAAGUUUGCAGGUCAAUUCCACUUAUGACAAUAGAUUCAUUGUCCAUAGCAUCCAGUUCAAGAUAAAUAAGAUUAUUCGACAGCAUCUUUUUGAAUAUGCAUCCAAUGCAUUCGAAAGAAAAUCGAUGCAAUUUUUUCUCACAUAUAAAUCAGUCAUGAUUUUGAAGGAGCUGCUAAACACCACGAUCGUGGAUGCGAAAACAUCAUCGAGUGAUUUUGACUCUUUUGGUACUGACGAGGGUGUAUCCAAUGCAGAGUUUGUACAGCGAUUUGAAGAGUUGAUACGUGAAGUACCAAGUGAUAACUUCGAUUUUGUUGAUAGUUACUUGUUUAGACUAAUCUCACCACAAUUGCAAUUUAUGUCCGAUGUUGAACCUGACAGCGCAGUAAUCUUGGCCGCUAGAGAUAUCGAGAUGGGCAUUAUUGAUAUAAUGCAAAUCAUAGGCAAAUCGGGACAAAGGAUCCCGAUGGAUAUUGAUACCAUAGUGGAAACGAGGUACUGUGCUGUAUCCAAGGAUAUACAGUUAUUCACUCUUUCAAAGCAGGAUAUCAUUUCCACAGGAGGUAAAGGCUUCCAUCAAAAUGGUUAUGGCAUGCAUGAGGACUCCAAGUUUUGGCCUCCGUGGAUUCCUCUAGAAAUGUGUUAUGACGGCGCACUACUCGAAAAGCAUGUUUUUUUGAGGAGAAGAUCAAUGUUCUUUACCUAUACGUCGCCCAAUCCCUUAUUUUUCACUGAUGAAGAUACAACAGGAUUGUCCAAAGAGGCGAAGUUUCGGGUCGGUUUUCCAGGUCUUGUUCUCACUUCGACGUCUCAACAAUACUGUGCAGUUUACAAUAUAACUCAAGAUUUAUUGUCUUUCCAAUCAACGUUAGAUGAAAAAGUCGAAAAGUUAGCGAAAGUUAUUUUGGCGGAUGAGGUUAGAAAUAAUCUAGAGAAACUUGACGUAUCGGUUGUUACAACCCUCCAGCGAAAAGUGAAAGAUCUCUAUUACACACGUGAAUUUCUGAAAGUGCAUGACCAUAGGCUUUAUAACAAAACAGCACAAGAGUUGACUUAUGAAAUACAGACUACCCUUUUGGAGCUCUCUAUUUUGAUGACAGCCGUAAAGAAGAACUAUGAUCGUCUUGUAAGUGGAAGUAAAUCAUCGCAAAAGAAACUUAACUGGCAUAUUGGAACGGAUGAACUCAUUUGGGAACUGUACGAUGAUGAAACUAAACCAUUUAUGACGAUAGGUUUAGGCCCAUCAAACUACAUAAGAUCACAGAUUUCCAAUGGAUUGAAUAGCAACAUGAUUGCUAUUUCCUCUUUGCAGUGCUUUAACCAGCAAGAAGCACCUGUUUAUUUAGAGCUUUUAGCUCCCUUUGAAGAUAAUCCUCACUAUGACAAGUCAAUACCUAUGGUCGAAUUAUCCUGGAAGCAGGGCCCUCCAAUUGGUGGUAUAGCCGAUCUAGAGAGCAUGAUCAUAUCAUUACAGCCAAUAUUAUUCAAGAUGGACCAUAUCACCUCGGAAAAAAUAAUGAAUUAUAUGUUUCCGGCUAAGGAAAAGAUGCAAGCCAUUAUUUCGCCAGUACCGAAACAAACCUCGAUCUCAACUGUGUUGAACUCUCAAGGCAUACGUCGUAGUCCCUCCGUAGGUAGCUUGUCUUCUGGAAGAUCAAGCUCCGAAGGUAAGGACUUCGAUUCCCCGGAUACAACUAGUGUCUUUUCGUCUUCAGAUGCAGCUUCGAUAAUCAAGAGAAAUCCAAAGAAGAUUACCACAUCUAUUUUGAAUCAACCCGAUGAAAAUAUUAAUGAGAUGGUGAAAAGAUCAGGAACGUUUUUUAAUGUUAAAACAAUCUUAAUUAAAAAAACAACCAUGUCCGUUUGUUAUAAAGGUGCCCAUCAUGUUCUUACUGAUGUCAAUAACUUAAUUGUGAAAGUUCCAAACCUGACUUAUGUCAACAAAGUGUGGUCAAGAGAUGAAUUUUUUGCGGCACUCAAAAGGGAUAUAACGAAAGUUGUUGUUCAGCAUUUAGGUACCAUAAUCGGUAAUAAGUUCAUUCCGCAUAAGAAGGAAAACAAGUUGAAAGCUUCAAUGGACAUAUCACAGCUCCUGAGCUUGGAAGCUCGCACAGAGAACAGCUCAAUUGCUUCCAGUAAUUAUCAUGUUCACAGAAUCAAGAAGAAACACUCGGGUACAUCAUCGAAAAAUUCCAAAAACACUACGAUUCCAACAAAUGAUGACUCUGAAGUUAAGCCUUUUUUCCCUACCGCUGAGGAUACAUUGCAAUGA
Messenger RNA from Zygotorulaspora mrakii, 7590 nucleotides. It is a transcript of the gene HOB2, whose product is annotated as Hob2p. The transcript has a single exon. The coding region runs from base 1 to 7590 and encodes 2529 amino acids. The record is from RefSeq and is a predicted model, not a curated record. NCBI's taxonomy places the organism in Eukaryota, Fungi, Ascomycota, Saccharomycetes, Saccharomycetales, Saccharomycetaceae.